AUGCAGCUACUCGCAACAUCACUGCUCUGUAUUUUAUGCGUUGCGGCAGGAGAAACAACGUCAGUGUCUGAUACCAGUGAUGUAACAACGACUGAACCAGUUUGCAAGGUUACACUAGGCAAACAUUCGGGACCGACCAGGAUUGCUCCUUCUAUUGAGAAAAGUAAUAUAGCACUUCUUCUAUUACUUGGCUUUGGUGGAUUUUCGCUGCUUAUUGCUGGCGUGUAUAAAUCACUGAGGAAAUACAUAUUUCAUGAUGAACACAGUCUGGACACAGUUUUUGAUGCCGGUGGUCGCGUGAGUCUCAGUCUAACAGCUGUCACGGUUACGUCACAGCUACUCUGGCCUGCAGAUUUCUUGCAAAUGUCAACCAUAACAAGCAAGUCUGGUAUGGGUGGGAGUUUAUGGACAGCUGUUGCCGUCGUCAUGGACAUAUUAUUAUUUCCAGCACUGUCAUUGUACCUGAAAACACGUGCACCUGGUGCCAAAACUUUCCCACAGAUUGCAUAUGCACGGUUUGGGAAGUUGGCACACAUUAUAUUCUGCAUUUUGGCUCUGAUUACCAAUAUCAUUGUGAGUACCAGUGUAAUGUUGGCUGGAAAAACCGCCAUUGAGGUUCUGAGCAAGAAUUCCAACAAUGAAUUUAUUUUUCUAAUUCUUGCUGUGCUAUUCGGAUCCUACUGCAUGAUCGGAGGCCUAGGAACAACAUUCUACAUUUCAUACUUUAACACGGCUUUAACCUUCAUUUCAAUUUCCAUAUAUAUGAUAUAUACGAGUUUCUUUCCAUCGCCGGAAAUAGAGCAUGUAUCAACGAUUGAGUCCAUGUAUAACGCUGUAGUUUGUCUUCAGGGACCCGAUGGAAACUUUGAAAAUUCUUAUUUGACAUUUAGAACCAAGAGUGGUCUCAUUUAUGGCGUUGUAAUUAUUUUCAUGGCAACCUCGAUAAGUUUCUGCGAUCAAGCAAACUGGCAGAGUAGGAUCGCAGCUAAACCAUCACAGGGCGUCGUCGGAUUCUUUUUUGCUGCUUACAUGUGGUUUGUUGUACCUACAGCAAUGUCGUUUACAGCUACGAUGACCUAUUUUACAAUGAGUUACGAGAACGGGACUCAUCUUCUCACUGAAGCUGAAAUAGACAACGGCUACAUUAAUCCAUUUGUGAUGAACCAUCUACUUGGAGAGAUGGGUGGUUAUUUGUUACUUACCAUGCUGAUGAUGGCACUGAUGUCUACAGGUUCCGGUGAAGUCAUGGCUGUAUCAUCCAUUAUUGUUUAUGAUAUUUACAAAACGUACAUUAAUCCAUUCCGUGCAAAUUUAACGCCAACUUCGUGCAUUUUGUGUGGCUGUGAGAAGCUAAUUGAUCAUACAUCUGAUAAAAGCACAACAUACUGUGAGUGUCCGUCUUCUAUCGGCUGUAAGGCGUGUGAGGAGGAUAUACAAGCUCGCGCGCUAGAGAGUGGGAAGUUUGGAAAGCAGUACAAAUGCAAAGUGCAUGGAGCAUACAGACACUAUGAAGACGGGCUUUGGCAGUACAAGACAUGGUGUAUGGUUUGGGUGGUUGUCAUGAUUGUUCCAUACGGACUGCUCAUUUCCGAAACUGGCAUAAAUGUAAACUGGGCAACUCUUGGAAUACCUGUCAUAACAAGUCCAUUCCUUUGGCCCUUAUUCCUGACCAUAACAUGGUCUAAAGCAACUUCACAAGGCGUCGUAGCUGGAGGAGUUGUUGGGUUGUUUUGUUCGAUAGCUGGAAUGUUGAUUAUGGGUUCUACAUACGAAGGCGGUUUAGCUGACUUUUACACAAACACAGCACAGGAUUACAGCUUGCUCGUGGCAAUGGUCAGCGGGUUUUUUAUCAGUGGGAUUAUUUGUUUCUGUGUAUCACUGUGUACCCAUAAGAUAAAAUGUAAAGAGGACAGGCAAAGGGAAUGGGCGAAGACUAUAAAUAUAGAUAACCCGCUUAAUCCAUUUAGACUUGUCUAUGAAGAAGAACUGCGUGAUAUUGAUGCUGGACCCGUAAUAACUGCCGAGACAAUGGACCGAAUCUUUCGUAAAGCAAAGCUGGUUGCCUGUAUUGGUGCAGGUGUUAGCCUUGCAUUGUUUGCAGUUGUGGUACCAGCUGUUGCCCUUUCAUAUGAAACGCUAUCUCUGGACGAGUUUAAAACCUGGAUAAGAGUUUUCCAGUACUGGGUGUUCGUCGGAACAAUUCUUGUUGUUUUUGUACCUCCGGUAGAAGAAGGUAUCCAAAUAUGGAGAAAAUAUAAAGACAAUGCCGCCAAGAAUAUCCUUAAACCUUACCCGGCCGGAACGAAAACCACUGACAGAAUUACCUUGGAAAAUAUAAAUGGAGAAAGGCUAUGAUCUGGAAAUUUAACUCUCGUAGACAAAAUAGCAUGAUAAGCAUUUGAGUCGUUAGCCUAAGUGUUCUAACAACCUGAUGAACUCUUUACAAUUUGGUAAAACUUUUGAUUUGAAUUAUGACUGUAACAAAACAUAAAACAGUAUAGAAAUAUGCAAAAUUAUAUUAAUUUAAGUGGAAUUCUGUAAUUGUAAUAUUGAAUAGACUCCAGUGAAUCCAUGUACGGGGAGGGGAGAAUUUUACAGUCACAUGGCACUUAAACACUACUGUUGUGAUAGGUAAUAAAAUAAGAGGAUCCUUUGGAAGCAUAGAACGCAACCAAGCCAGAUAAUAGCAGACAUUUUGAGUCCGCUCAUGCCAGGUAAUGAAAUGUGCGACACCCCUCACGACCUCUAGCGCUGGUAGAGGCGGAAUUCUAUUAUAGUGAUAUUAAAUAGACUCAAUAAUCAGAAAGAACAUGUAAAUAUAACAAUUAGAGUAGUUAAAAAUUUUCCAAUGAUAGUAGUUAUAUAUAUGGGGGUGCGAGCCCGAUUUUGACCCCCCUGACCCCUUGACCCUAUUCUAAAAAAUCCAAUGCCGGACAAUUUAAAACCAAAAAAUAAACAACUUUUCAUAGUACUUUAUGAAAACCUAUAGUAAAAUAUGAUUAAAGAUAAUUUUAAACACUUCCACCAAAUAUUUGCCAAAAUCCUGCCAAGUGGCAGCAAUGUGGCAGUCGCUGCCAACUUGACAAACUUUUGGCAGAACGUUGGCAAACACAAAUUCAACCAAUCAAAAGCCUGUCAUUUUUCUGCCAAGUGGCAGCAAUGUGACAAUGUCUGCCAACUUGGCAAACUUUUGGCAGAUUAUUUUUAUUGAUAAAAUGUAAAGGUAUUUGAUUUUAUUUUCAAUUAAUAACUACAUUAUUAGUCUUUAAAUAAUUUUAAAUACAUUUGAUAUAGAUGAGUUUACAAAAUAAAAUAUAUUGUUUGAAAGAAAGAAGAUUUACUGAUAAUAUAAACCCCCAUUAUAUUAUAACAAAAAAUGGGAGAAAAAUGAUAAGGGCUACUUGUUCAUCUUGUGGAAAGAUGAAAUCAAAGUUUGUUAAAAGUACAGGGGGUAAUUUAGAUAUUCACAAAGCAAUGUUACCUUUAUUACCUAAGAAAGGUUUAACACUUCCAGGAUAUAAUUAUUGUGGGCCAGGAAAUCCCCUAGAUAAUGGACCCCCUGUCAAUGAACUGGAUGCAGUAUGUAUGGACCAUGAUUUUUGCUAUGACAGCGAUGUGAAAAAGGGUACAUGUGAUAAGCAAAUACUUUCCAAUUUAAAUAAAACUAAAUCAAAAACAUUUGGAGAAAAGAUUGCAAAACAUUUAGUUGUGAAACCUAUAAUUAAAACGAAAUACAAACUUGGGUUGGGACAGGAACAAAAAUCAAAAAACGGGAAAAUGGGGUAGAGUAUACCCCCGAAAUAAAUUGGAGCGAUGAAUUAGCAGAAGAAUUACACAAACCAAUUAAAAGAAAAUUUAGGAAACGAAGAGUGAUAGUUAAUGAUAUUGAUGAUACUUGGUCAGCUGAUUUAGUUGACAUGCAAGCUUUUUCAAAAUAUAAUAAAGGAGUAAAGUACUUGUUAACCGUUAUUGAUAUAUUUAGUAAAUAUGCUUGGGUUAUUCCAUUAAAGAAUAAAACCGGAGAAUCUGUUACAGAAGCAUUUGAAAAAAUAAUUUCUGAAGAUAGAAUACAGGGACAAAAGUCCCCGAAGACUGCAAGGAUUCCACAAAAUUUAUGGGUAGAUGAAGGAAAAGAAUUUUAUAAUAAAAAGUUUGAAUCAUUUUUGAAUAAAAAUAAGAUUAAUAUGUAUCAUACAUUUAAUGAAGGAAAGGCUGUAGUAAUAGAAAGAUUUAAUAGAAGUUUAAAAAGAAUAAUGUGGAAAUAUUUUACAGCAAAUAAUACUUAUACUUAUUUAGAUAAUUUGCAGGAUAUGGUUGAUAAAUAUAACAAAACAAAACAUUCUAGUAUAAAAAUGACACCAACCGAAGCUAGUAAAAACUUAAAUAAAGGUACUGUUUA
Messenger RNA from Mercenaria mercenaria, 4399 nucleotides. RefSeq lists its product as uncharacterized. The record is from RefSeq and is a predicted model, not a curated record. Gene Ontology annotation, biological process: urea transmembrane transport. Lineage: Eukaryota; Metazoa; Mollusca; Bivalvia; Venerida; Veneridae. Gene Ontology annotation, cellular component: plasma membrane. Gene Ontology annotation, molecular function: urea transmembrane transporter activity. Bases 1 to 2355 code for a protein of 784 amino acids. The transcript is spliced from 9 exons.